Messenger RNA from Coregonus clupeaformis (lake whitefish), 2572 nucleotides. RefSeq names its product negative elongation factor B. NCBI's taxonomy places the organism in Eukaryota, Metazoa, Chordata, Actinopteri, Salmoniformes, Salmonidae. The record is from RefSeq and is a predicted model, not a curated record. The transcript has 13 exons. The coding region runs from base 224 to 1975 and encodes 583 amino acids. Gene Ontology annotation, cellular component: NELF complex; nucleus. Gene Ontology annotation, biological process: negative regulation of transcription elongation by RNA polymerase II.
CUUCCAAUAUGUAAUUAUAUGGAGAAGCGUAACUAAUUGCGCUUCGGAUUGUUUGUGCACAUCGGCCUCUUUACUGGGUGCACUGCUUACAGGAAGCGUGCGUCGUUAGCCAAGAAGAAAGAAAGUAGCGAACUUGUAGUCAUUAGUUUACGAAUAUAUCGUAUUAUUAGCUCUAUGUUUCUUUAAUUAAACAUAUGUGCAAUUAUAUUAUACAAAAUAGAAAAUGUUUGCGGGCCUGCCUGAGCUUGGGAUAUCCAAUGGCGAGGAUCUAAAAGAAACACUGACCAACUGCACAGAGCCUCUGAAAGCCAUUGACCAGUUUCAGACAGAAAAUGGCAUUUUGUUGCCAACUCUUCAGUCCGCUCUUCCCUUUCUGGACCUUCACGGGACUCCUCGGUUGGAGUUUCACCAGUCUGUCUUUGACGAGCUUCGUGACAAGUUGAUGGAGCGAGUCGCCACUAUCGCGGAGGGCAAGGAUGAGGACCGUUAUGGUAAACUUGAAGAGCUUUUAGAGAAGAGUUUUCCGCUGGUGAAGAUGCCUUCCAUUCAGCCAGUGGUCAUGCAGGUUCUGAAACAUCUUCCAAAGGUUCCAGAGAAAAAGCUGAAGCUUGUGAUGGCUGAUAAGGAACUGUAUAAGGUCUGUGCUGUUGAGGUGAAGAGGCAGAUCUGGCAGGACAACCAGGCUCUCUUCGGGGAUGAGGUUUCGCCCCUGCUCAAGCAGUAUAUUGUGGAGAAGGAGGCAGCACUUUUCAGCAGCGAUCUCUCUAUUCUGCACAACUUCUUCAGCCCCUCCCCCAAAGCAAGACGCCAAGGAGAGGUAGUCUUGAAGCUGACCCAGAUGAUUGGGAAGAAUGUGAAGCUGUAUGACAUGGUGCUUCAGUUCCUGCGAACCCUCUUCCUGCGUACGCGCAACGUCCACUAUUGCACCUUGCGUGCAGAGCUGCUCAUGUCCCUCCAUGACCUGGACAUCAGUGAGAUCUGUUCAGUAGACCCCUGCCAUAAGUUCACCUGGUGCUUGGAUGCCUGUAUCCGUGAGAAGUUUGUGGAUGCCAAGCGAGCCCGGGAAUUGCAAGGUUUUCUGGAUGGAGUGAAGAAAGGACAGGAGCAAGUACUUGGGGACCUGUCCAUGAUCCUGUGUGAUCCAUUUGCCUGUAACACCCUGGUUUUGAGUACAGUCCGAAACUUGCAGGAAUUGCUAAGCCAGGACGCUCUACCCAGAGACAGUCCAGACCUGAUGCUGCUGCUCAGAAUGCUGUCUCUUGGACAAGGUGCUUGGGAUAUGAUUGACAGCCAAGUCUUUAAAGAGCCCAGAUUGGAACUGGAGGUUGUAACCCGUUUUCUACCAGCCAUGUUGUCAUUAGUUGUGGACGACUACACCUUCACUGUAGAACAGAAGCUCCCCAAUGAGGAGAAGACCUCCCUCACCUACCCCACAGCCCUGCCUGAUGCCUUCAACAAGUACCUGCAGGAGAACAGGGUGGCUUGUGAGAUAGGUCUGUACUACACACUCCACAUUGCCAAGCAGAGGAACAAGAAUGCCUUACAACGGUUACUUCCCGCUUUGGUGGAGACCCACAACGACAUGGCCUUUGGGGACAUCUUCCUGCACCUCCUGACAGGACACCUCACCUUGCUCUCUGAUGAGUUUGGGACUGAAGAGUUCUGCUCUGCCGUGUUUGAUGGCUUUCUUCUCGCCUCUUUCUCCAGUAAAGAGAAUGUCCACAGACACACCCUACGCCUGUUGCUUCACCUUCACCACAAAGUUUUGCCAUCUUGUGUGGAGACCUUACUGAAAACCCUGGAACCCCCAAAACAGAGCAGUGACCAGGUGAAGGAGUUGUACAUCCAGCUGACAGAGAAACUGGAGGCCCAGAAGAAGAGUCCUCCCCAGCCAGAUGAAGCCCCCUCUCUGGACCUGGGGCUCCAUCCUGUUACAGUGCCCACUACAGCCUCCACGCCAACCACACCACUUUGAGAGAAGAGGAGGUAGGAAGCAUCGAAAGAAAGAAACCCAGUGGUCUGAAAAAAGGAUGCUGAUAUUUCAUAUAGAAUUGAGGUCGGCUCAUGAAACCACAAAAAAAGACUGCAUAAUGAACAUUACAAAAUGCCAUUUCCUCUAUGGUCAAGGUUUAGAUUGUUUUCUAAUGCUUGUUUAUUUUUUUUAAGGUAUUUUUUGUGGGGCAGUCCCACUCCUUUUGUAAUUUCUGUUGCUUUAUUGAAGAGGUAAAGUGUUUGAAAGACGGGGGUGGGUGGGGGGGGUCAGAUUUGUAUACAUGUAUGCCGGGGUCAGCGGUAGUAACCGCUGGACCAAACGGGCCACAGUGCUUGUUUUUUUUAAGCUGUCUAUUUUUAAGCGGUCUUCCAGCUUUACAAAUGUAGUUCAGUGGCCAAUGUUUUUCAGUGGCAAUUAUUACUUUUAUGAAUAUGUAGUCUUGCUUAAUUAUUGUUCAAAGUAUGUUUUAAUAUGUAGUGCAGCUAUCUAUCUAGUCUGAAUGUCAAUGUAUGAAGGCCUACUGUUGUUUGGUUUGUGUCAGUGGUGAAGCAAGCUGUAAAUAAAAUAAUUAUUUAGAAA